This is a messenger RNA of Styela clava, 354 nucleotides long. The record is from RefSeq and is a predicted model, not a curated record. NCBI's taxonomy places the organism in Eukaryota, Metazoa, Chordata, Ascidiacea, Stolidobranchia, Styelidae.
AUGGAUAUGGAACUGAAACAAGCUUUCGCGGACCUACAGCGUAAAAUGGUCGAGACGCAGUCACAAAUGAAAAUAGCGGAUGCACAAAUCAUGCAAUUAGGACGCGAAAAGAAACGUUCUGAGCUUACUGCAAGCGAAAUCAGCGGUUUGCCAUCAGAAACAAGAUUAUUUCAAAGCGUAGGGCGAAUGUUUUUGCUUCGAACACGAGACGAAAUCGACCAAAAUUUAAAAUCUUCACAAGAAAAUUCAGACACGAAAGUUAAAGAACUCGAAGCGAAGAAAAAAUAUUUAGAAAAAACUGUUAAAGAAAGUGAAGAAAACCUUCGUGAAAUGGUUUCUCAACGAAGGAAAUGA